CGGCUUUUCAGAGCCGGCGCUGGGCAAUCGGGAACGCGAGCCUCGAGUGCGAUAUCCUCCAGCAUCCAGCCACUGUCGGCCUGCUCGCCCGCCCUCCAGCGGACCAUCGCCCGUCGCUGCAUCGCCAAGGGCCCCGACCGCCACCUCGCACCAAACCCUGCAUUAAGCCUCCCUGCCGCCGGACUGCUCGCCCUGUCGCGCCAUGAACAUCUCCAACCCCAUCUCGAGAGAGAUCACCCGCGUGUCGUUUUCCUUCUACAACAAGGAUGAGAUCCGCAAGCUCUCGGUGAAGCCUGUCACCAACCCACUCGCCUUUGACAAUCUCGGGCAUCCCACCAGUGGCGGUCUCUAUGACUCUGCGCUGGGUCCCCUCGACAAAGGCCAGAGCUGCGGCACCUGUGGCCUCGGAUACUUUGUCUGUCCCGGCCACUUUGGCCACAUCGACCUGGCCGUGCCUGUCUACAACCCCAUCACUUUCCAACUGAUGUACAAGUUGCUGGGAUCGCUGUGCUACUACUGCCACAACUUCAGAACGUCGCGCUCCGUCCUGCAUCACAUCGGCGCCAAGCUCAAGCUGAUACAUGCCGGUCUGAUCAUCGAGGCUACCGAUCUCGACUCUUUCAUCGGCACCAAGGCGUCGUCGGCCAUCCUCAAGUCACAGCUGAGUGUCAAGAGCAAGGCGAAAAAGUCCAAGGCCGUCGACGACGAAGCCGAGGAAACCGACGGCGAGGACGAGAGUGAAGACGGCGAGGGCGACGACGACGAGGAAGACCGCAACCAGGUCGUCCUGGCCGACGAGUUCUCCGAUGCUCCCAAGAGCGAGCAGGAUGUCAUCGACAAGAUCGACGAGUACGUCGCCGCCUGCAUGAAGAAGGCUUCGUCCCAGGGUCCAACCAAAACCACCCUCUCGACCGAUGCCAUCCGCGGAGUCGAGAAGCUCUUCCUAUCCUCGAUUCCGUCGCUCAGUUGCGCCAAAUGUCGCGGCCAGAGCCCCAAGUUUCGUACCGAGGGCAUGCACAAGAUCUUCGAGAAGCAGCUCAGCAAGAAGCAGCGCAAUCUCAUGAACUCUCGCAACCUCAAGUUCGAGCACCUGUUCACCGUCGGCGCCGCGUCUGCUACCGACAACGAGCCCAUCACUGAUCUGAUGGAAAACGACGACAACGCCAGAGUCUCGGACGAGAUGGAUGUCGACGAAGACUCAAGCGCCGACGACAACAGCAGCAGCGGCGGCGACGAAAAUGGAGCCGGCAACGUUGCCUUGUCCAAGCGCCAGGAGAACCGCAUCCUCGGCGCGCAAACCCGCAACAAGGUCAUCGACAAGUCCAGUGUCGAUGCCGAUGACAAGAAGAACGACAGCAAGUACCUGUCUCCCCUGGUCGUCCGCGAACAUCUGCGCAUGCUCUGGAGGAAGGAGUCGGCAAUCCUCGACCUUCUCUUUGGUGUGACCGACCCCAAGCUCGGCAAGCGCAUCUCAAGUCCCGAUAUCUUCUUCAUCGAGACCCUGGCUGUCACCCCAACCCGAUUCCGGCCGGUGUCCAAGAUGGGCGACAUGGUCUAUGACAAUCCGCAGAACACCCAUCUCACCAACAUCCUGAAGACAAACCAACUCGUUCUGCAGCUGCAUCGCCAGCGCCAGAGUCUCAUGAACGAGAUUGCAGACCACAAGUCCCCGAUCUUCAUCGAGCGCGACACGGUCCUGUUUCAGCGCACGGUCUCGGGUCUGAUCGAGCUCCAGCAGGCCGUCAAUAACCUGAUCGACAACUCCAAAGCGCCCCUCGUCAAGGGCAAGCUGCCCCCCGCGGGUAUCCGCCAGGUCCUCGAAAAGAAGGAGGGUUUGUUCCGAAAGCAUAUGAUGGGCAAGCGUGUCAACUAUGCUGCCCGCUCUGUCAUUAGUCCCGACCCGUAUAUCGAGACCAGCGAGAUUGGUGUCCCUCCGGUCUUUGCCACCAAACUGACGUACCCCGAGGCCGUCACCCACCACAAUGUGAUGGAGCUGCGCAAGGCCGUCAUCAACGGCCCAAAGGUCUGGCCCGGUGCCUCGUACAUCCAGAACGAAGACGGGACGCUUGUGAGCCUCGAGUCUUACGAUGUCCAAGGCCGUACUGCCCUGGCAAACUCGCUGAUGACUCCCCUCCCCUCCAACGGAUCCACUGAAGCCCAUCUCCCGCACGUCAACAAGAAGGUCUAUCGCCAUCUCCGCAACGGCGACUUCCUGCUGCUGAACCGCCAGCCGACGCUGCACAAGCCGUCGAUCAUGGCGCACACCGCCCGCGUCCUGCCCGGCGAGAAGACCAUCCGCAUGCACUACGCCAACUGCAACACGUACAACGCUGACUUUGACGGCGACGAGAUGAACAUCCACUUCCCGCAGAACGACAUUGCUCGCGCAGAGGCUAUGCUGAUUGCGCGCACGGACCUCCAGUACCUCGUCCCGACCGACGGCGGUGUCUUGCGUGGCCUCAUCCAGGACCACGUCUGCGCCGGUGUCCACAUGACGUCGCGCGACACCUUCUUUGACCGUGAGGAGUAUAUGCAGCUUGUGUAUAAUGCGCUCAAGCCCGAGGGCAUGUUUGGCACGGUCGGCAACGGCAACAUCGAGUCCGAGGUUAUCAUCGGCAACAACGGCCGCGUCAUCACGAUCGAGCCUGCUAUCUACAAGCCCAAGCCCCUGUGGACUGGAAAGCAAGUUAUCUCCACCGUCCUGCUCAACUUGAUCCCGAGCGAGUACAAGCUCAACCUGCGCUCUAAGGGCCGCAUUCCGGCCAGGAUGUGGGGCGGCAGCGCCCCCGAAGAGCAGGAGGUCCUUGUCAUGGACGGCCAUCUGCUCAUCGGCAUUCUGGACAAGACCCAGUUCGGUGCCAGCGCCCACGGCCUCGUCCACUCCAUGUAUGAGAUCUACGGCGCCCCGUACGCCGGCAAGCUGCUUUCGAUCCUCGGCCGCCUCUUCACCAACUUUUUGCAGCUCGCGGGCUUCACUUGUCGAAUGGACGAUCUGCGGCUGACCCCCGAGGGUGAUGCUGUGCGCCGUAAGCUGAUCGACUCUGCCAAGGCCAUCGGCACCGAGGUUUCGGUCGAGUAUGUUGGCCUGGUCGACGAGAACGGCAAGGCCCUGGUGAAGGAUCCCACCAACGAGAGGCUGCGCAACAAGCUCGAGGAUGUUCUGCGCAGCAACGAGCGCAUGGCCGGUCUCGACUCGGCCAUGAAGUCCAAAACCAACAAAGUCACCUCCGAGAUCAUCUCGUCGUGUGUGCCCGACCGAUUGCUGAAGCCGUUCCCUCACAACAACAUGCAAGUCAUGACGGUCUCGGGCGCCAAGGGUUCGAACGUCAACGUGUCGCAGAUCUCGUGUCUCCUCGGCCAGCAGGAGCUCGAGGGCCGCCGUGUCCCCACCAUGGUGUCCGGCAAGACCCUUCCGUCGUUCCGCGCAUUCGAUCCCAGCGCCCGCGCUGGUGGCUACAUCACCGGUCGUUUCUUGACGGGCAUCAAGCCGCAAGAGUACUUUUUCCAUUGUAUGGCUGGUCGUGAAGGUCUGAUCGAUACGGCCGUCAAGACGUCGCGCUCCGGUUACCUGCAGCGGUGUCUGAUCAAGCACUUGGAAGGUCUCCGUGUUCACUACGAUCACACCGUCCGUGAUACCGACGGGUCCGUCGUCCAGUUCUGCUAUGGUGAAGACGCCCUCGAUGUCAUGAAGCAAAAGACCCUCACCAAGUUUGACUUUUGUGCGUUGAACUACAAGGCCAUCGCCCAGCGCUACAAGCCCGCCGAAGUCGCCAACAAUCCCCAUAUCGACUCGAGCGAAGCCCAGGCCUACCGCAAAAAGUACAAAAAGUCUGGCGGCCAGGCCGAUCCCGUGCUGUCUCAAUUCUCUCCCUCGCGCUACCUGGGCUCGGUGAGCGACACCUUUGCCACCUCUCUGGAUGAGUACAUCAAGAAAAACAAAGAGAGACUGCUUCUCACCAAGGGAAGCACCGACCGCGCCCCCUGGAGUGGCGAGCGUGCCACUGACCGCAAGUUCAAGGCACUAAUGGAGCUCAAGUACCAGAACUCGCUGGCCGAUCCAGGAGAGGCUGUCGGUCUGCUUGCCGCCCAGAGUAUCGGCGAGCCAUCCACUCAAAUGACCCUCAACACCUUCCAUUUUGCUGGUUUUGGUGCGAAAAACGUCACUCUCGGUAUUCCUCGUCUGCGUGAAAUCGUCAUGACUGCCUCGGCGGACCUGAAGACACCGAUGAUGCGACUGCCUCUGGUCGAGGGUGCCACCAAGGAGGCCGGCGACCGGCUGUGCCGCAAGAUCAGCCGGCUGACCCUCUCGCAGAUCAUGACGGGCGUCACCGUGCGCGAACGUCUGACACGGUCGGCCUCGGGCCAGGACCGCCACAAGAUGAUCACAAUCCGGCUCAAGUUCUGGCCGCGCGCUGCCUACGAGGGCGAGCACCAGAUCAACUCGGGCGACAUCGAGGCCAUCAUCGAGAAGCGCUUCGUGCCUGUGCUCGAAAAGUCGAUCGUGAACGACCUGCGACAGCGCCAGCGACGCGCCAAGGACGAGGACAUCGGCGUUGGAACCUCCAACACCUUCUCCGAGAAAAAGACUGCUAACCCGAGCGAGGACGACGAAAACCCCGCCCCGAGCGAGAAGCGGCCCAAAGACGACGACGACGAUGACGAUGACGAUGAUGACAACGACUCUACUGCCGGAGAUGAUGAUGCCACCAAUACCAAGAGCCGCAAGAACCGCUCGCAGCAGGCCACGUACGAGGAACCUGACGAGGAUGAGGAGGAAAUCAUUGACCGCAUGAAUGAGAAUGAAAGCGAAGAAGCCAGCGUGGCCGAUGCCAACGAAGGCAGAGAUGCCGACCGAGAAGGACGCAUCAAGGACGAUAGUCGCUUUGUCCAUGGCUACCGCUUCGACAAGAAGGAAGGCCGCUGGUGUGAAAUCGAUCUCCGGUUCCCCGCCGAUACUCGCAAGCUGCUGAUGGUGGCUAUCGUCGAGAAUGUCUGCGAGAAGGUGGUGCUCCAUGAGGUUCCCAAGAUUGCAAAGUGCUACCCGCUGCCCAACGAGUCCGAAAGCGAUACAUCACUCAAUCUCGGAACUGAGGGAUGCAAUCUGAGCGGCAUGUGGGAUUUCUCGAGUGUCAUCGAUGUCCACCGCAUCUACACCAACGACAUUGCUGCCAUCCUUCGCACCUACGGUGUGGAGGCUGCCCGAGCGGCCAUCAUCCAAGAAAUCGGCGGUGUCUUCGGUGUCUAUGGCAUCUCUGUCGACAAGCGCCAUUUGAACCUGAUUGCUGACUACAUGACUUUCGAGGGAGGAUACAAACCGUUCAACCGUAUGGGCAUGCGCUCGAACCCGGCGCCCUUUGCCCAGAUGUCAUACGAGACGACGACUCAGUUCCUGACCACCGCCACACUAUCCGGUGACUUUGACAACCUCGAGUCGCCCUCGUCCAGAAUCGUGAUGGGCCAAGUGGUUCGUGGCGGUACCGGCGCCUUUGAGAUCCGACAGCCGCACAACUUUGUCAAGCCGGGCGACUCGUACACUUUCGAUAACCACCGUGUGGGCCCAAAGAAGACCAAGUCCAAAUCUAAGGCCGAGAAAAUCAUGAAGCGGCAGGUUGUGGAAGCUUGAGGAUCUGUGGUGUGCGGCAUUCUGAAUGCCGAUGAUGCAAGCUAGGCAAGCCUCGUGUGUCGAUGGCUGCUCUUUUGGUGUGGAGGCAAGCGUUGGUCCUCCAAAAUACAGUACAUGUCCAAACCCCCA
Polychytrium aggregatum is the source of this 5752-nucleotide messenger RNA. RefSeq lists its product as uncharacterized. The coding region runs from base 203 to 5623 and encodes 1806 amino acids. Gene Ontology annotation, cellular component: RNA polymerase I complex. The transcript is spliced from 10 exons. Gene Ontology annotation, biological process: DNA-templated transcription. Lineage: Eukaryota; Fungi; Chytridiomycota; Chytridiomycetes; Polychytriales. Gene Ontology annotation, molecular function: DNA-directed RNA polymerase activity; DNA binding. The record is from RefSeq and is a predicted model, not a curated record.